Ilex paraguariensis (yerba mate) is the source of this 2625-nucleotide messenger RNA. The record is from the annotation of a GenBank genome assembly. NCBI's taxonomy places the organism in Eukaryota, Viridiplantae, Streptophyta, Magnoliopsida, Aquifoliales, Aquifoliaceae.
AGUCCAGCUUACCUUUGUUCUUCGGCAGUCAGAGACACGAUCAACAUUAAUGGAAGCCAUGAGACUCACUUCCUUGUACUGUACUUCCUUCAAAAAAUCUUCUUCCUUUCCUUCUGUCUCCUCUUAUUGUUCUUCCUCUCCUUCUCUCACCAAUUCCAGAAAUUUGGUUUCCUUGCAAAGUAUUUUCCCCGGUAAUCCAAUCUCCAGGGGAAAUCGCAAUCACUCAAUGAUGUCUUGCUCUAAAUCGAAUGAUGGACUUCAAGACUCCUCUUUUCAGGGAGGUGAAUCAUUCUUUAGAAGUGUGCUAGCGAGUAUGGAAGCUGUUUAUUUGAAUAGGAACCCCACUGCUAAAGCCAUCUUGGAACUAGUUCGUUCUGUUGAUGAGGAUCAAAUAUGCUAUGAUCAUCUAGCAUUUAGGACAUUUGGGGUAAGUGGUCAUGGGAUUGAUUCCACAGCAAAGUUUUUCCUGGAUUUUGGUUAUUCUCGACGAGAAGAGUUGAGAUUUCCGGCGAAGAAGUUGAAAGCAUUCUGGUAUUCUCCGCCUCACGUUCCACUUUCUAAUGGUGCAAGUGGUGUUAAUGGGCCCCUGCCUAGAAUUUUCAUAUCAGAACUUCUUGUGGAUCAAAUGAGUCCCCAGGCUCAGGAAAUAAUUAGAAAAUAUACUGAAAUAUCUGGUAAUGGAAAUAAGCAUGCUGCGCUUGCAAGUGCACUGGGAUCUUUGACAUGGGAAAAGCCCUCACACUGUGAAUUUCAAGAAUUGGCUGGGGAAAGUGAAUAUGCUGCCUGGACUCUUGUUAAUGGAUAUGCAUUAAAUCAUGUCACUAUAUCUAUUCAUCAGCUGAAAUCUGACUUGAGGAAUAUCAACAGCCUCAAUCAAUUCAUCGAGAAGAGUGGGUUCAAAUUGAACUCUGAAGGGGGAGUUCUAAAGGGUUUGCAACCUCUAACUUCCUAUUGCCUCCAAUUUAUUCUGUUGCCCCUUGAUUCCGUCAUACUAAAAACAGAGUUGCACUGUUAAUGCAUGUCUGCCGGCACUAAUAUAUACAAUUGGCUUGCCUAUCCACGCCUUGUCCUCAACUGCUUCAGCAAUCUUUAGGCAACUGAAAAAAAAGCAGAAACUGACGAUGAUGUUAGAGGAUCCUGUAAAUAAAUCUUCACUGGCCAUAGAUGAAGACAAGGUCACAUGAUCAGUUUUCUCUAUGUGUUCAGCCAGUUUCCCUCAAGUUAUAUGUUCAACGAUCCACUUUGCAUCUGAUACUUACUGAUUUAACUAAUUAUAACCAAUUUCAUGGGCAGAACUUGGACAGUCAUAUAUGGUUGCAUUUUGUCUGACAAUAAUCUUUUUUGUACUUUUUGGAAGAUUUCUGAAUAAUACAUCUUCUGUGCCUUCUGUCACAAACUUGUCAUUUUAUCAUCUUUUUUGUCUCCAAAUUGGGAUGGUUGGGUUUAGUUUGAUUGUCAUCUGUUUUAUGUGGAUGAUCAAGUAUAUUUUUGUUACAAACUCGUUCCCGAAUUUAAAUCCUUAGACAUAAUUUGUUUCUGAAGUCUGAUUCUUUCAAGGAUGGAGCAGAAGCCUUACAACUUUAUUUCCUCCAUUAUCAGUGAGCCCUGAUGGUCUUCUGUUGCAAAGUUCAACCGUGGCGGAUUCUUUCUCUUUCCAGUUUUCUGAUGGCGUCACAGAAUCAGUCCCUUGUUCGUACAUCGAGUUUGCUGAACGCCUCGUACUACCGCAAUACAAAAAUUUACCUGAGAAAGAGGUUAAGGAAUUCCAUCGGAGAGACGGAUUUGAGGUUGGAAAUGCAGACAAGAUAUUUGAGAGCACAUCCAAGGAUCAAUUAACCAGGAAAGCUGCAUGAGAAACAGACCCAUAAACUGUUGAAAACAGGAAUUGCAGUUGGAAUAAGUACUGGUUUGCUACUUAUACCUAGAUGAUCCACAGGGAGUUGCCAAAGUUACUAAAAUGAAAAUGUGACACACUUAAAGAGGCUGAUGAAAUGUGUAGUUUGAUUUUCGUGCUAUGGUAACAAAAUCAAAUGUGUAGUUUGAUUUUCGUGCUAUGGUAACAAAAUCAAGGCGCUUAGUGUGAAGCCUAAGGCUAUCCAAACAGAGCACAGGUCUGUUGUUCGACAUGCCAAUUGCUUUAAAACACAUUGUAAAAUAAAUGUAUAAAGCUCAUAGGAUGUCACACACUAUAUAGCAGGCGAUUUGAGUUUGGGUUACUGCAUGCAUUCAGCUGAGCGUAGCUGGCUGAGGCAAUUGCUGUUGGUAAUUCUUUUACAGGACCAGUUCACCCGACUCCUAGCCGAGCUCUUCUCCUGUAUGCCAUCCUCUUUACAAGCAGUAUUCAUAGCAUUAUCCCACCAUUUCUAGGGGCUCUCUCAUUUGUCACAUCUAGGGGUGUAACUCAGGUGGGAUGAGCGGGUUGAGAGGUUAACCCUAGCUCAAUCUGAGGUAUAUAAUCUUCAUUCUUGAACCCUAAUUCUAACCCGACUUCAAUUUGAGUACUGCCAAAGUUGAAUUCGAAUGAACUUGGGUUAAAAUUUAAGUUGAAUUUGGGUUAUUUAAUUUGAGAUAGUUUUGGGUUAGAGUUCGAGUUGAGCUUGUUAGAGUGAAUUGUAAAGUGUGAAU